Messenger RNA from Caenorhabditis sp. 36 PRJEB53466, 852 nucleotides. The record is from the annotation of a GenBank genome assembly. NCBI's taxonomy places the organism in Eukaryota, Metazoa, Nematoda, Chromadorea, Rhabditida, Rhabditidae.
AUGAGAGCCUCGAUCUUCAACUCGCCCAUCUUUCGACAGGUAACAAAAGGCAAUUUUGAGUAGUGUAGCACCAUAAAUUUCUAGCUGAUCGAAUUCGAAUCCAACACGUACACGUACGUUCUCGGAUGCCACAAGACGAGAAAGGCGGUGAUCAUAGACCCGGUGGUCGACACGGCCGCGCGCGACGUCCAGCUGAUCCGAGACCUGAACCUGGAGCUCGUCUACGGACUCAACACGCACGUGCACGCGGACCACGUGACCGGAACGAACAGUCUGAAGACGGCGUUUCCGGCGAUGAAGUCGGUGCUCGGCCGGGAGUCUGGCGGUGAGGCGGACGAGUACGUCAGAGACGGAGAGCUCAUUGAAAUCGGAGGAUUGCUGCUGGAAGUGAGGGAGACCCCAGGACACACGAACGGAUGUGUGACCUAUGUGGAACACGCGCUGAAGUCUGCGUUCACCGGAGAUGCACUGCUCAUCCGGGCGUGCGGGCGCACCGAUUUUCAGCAAGGUAACCACUCAACAGAGUUAUGGAGAGAGACAUUUGAGAAAUUUGAGGAAGCCCGUCGAAACUGUUCGAUUCGGUGCACGAGAAGAUCUUCACACUUCCGGAAGACUACACGCUCUACGUCGGACACAAUUACGAUGGAGUCAUGCAGACAACGGUGGGUGACAGCAAUUGAUGUUUUGCUCACUUCAUACCACUUGUAGGUUUGGGAGGAGAAACACCUGAAUCCACGGCUGACUAAGAGCAAGCAGGAAUUCGUGCAGUUUAUGAAGAACCUGAAACUGCAAUACCCGAAGCACAUCGACGUGGCAUUGCCGGCAAAUUUGAUGGACGGAAGGGGACAUUGA